Messenger RNA from Seriola aureovittata, 5333 nucleotides. It is a transcript of the gene borcs6, whose product is annotated as BLOC-1 related complex subunit 6. The record is from RefSeq and is a predicted model, not a curated record. Gene Ontology annotation, biological process: lysosome localization. Bases 67 to 1434 code for a protein of 455 amino acids. The transcript is spliced from 7 exons. Gene Ontology annotation, cellular component: BORC complex. Lineage: Eukaryota; Metazoa; Chordata; Actinopteri; Carangiformes; Carangidae.
AUUUUCAGGUCGGACCCGGUUGUUGCUUACAUUUUUCAGGAAGGAAACUGCUCCGCAGGCGGAGGGAUGAGUCUCUCCCCUGUGAUUGGCACAGAAGUGCCAGAAACAGCUAACGGGGUUGUGAUACCCGUUGCGUCGGAGAACGGCCCUCAUGUUUCAGUCUCUGUGAAAUGUGGCGGGAGCAGAGCGUCCUGUCCUGGGGAGGGAUCAAAGGACGGCUCCUUCAGAUACACAGAGAACCACGUGGAUGUGGAAAACAGAGUUUACGACUGCGACGGUCGCCUGGAUACAGAGAUGGCCAUUAACGAGAGAACGUCUAACUUAUCACUGCACAACCCCUGGAUAACGGACCCCUCCCGCCCCGGCACCACAUGCACAGGAAUCUCAGAAUCAGGAUCCAUCAACAGAAACAUUCCUGAGGCCUCUAACGCUGUCGAGCCUCCUGGUGCAGCUCUGCCGUGGGACCCAGCACACACCAAAGACUCAUCUCAGCGAGCAGGCCCUGUCACCGCAGACGGACAGCAGACAGAGGCGGAGACUGUGGACGGAGGCAGUGACAGCCGAGAGGAGGAGGAGGAAGAGGAGGAGGAGGAGGAGGAUGGAGAGAAGGAGAAACAGGAUGAGGAGGAUGCUGAGAAGACUGAAAACAAGUGGAGGAGUCAGUACGGAGGAGGGAGGACGCAGAGGGAGUCUUCACGACACUACUCGUCCUCAGCCCCCGGUCCCAGCACCUCCUCCUCUUCCUCUUCCCCUCCUCCUCAUCUUCCCUCAGAUGACGCCCCCUGCCCCCCCCACGUCAUGGCCCAGGUCUGGGUUCGCAACGUGCGAGGGAUGCAGGACAGCAAGAGCCUGGAUGAAAUCAGCCAAGCGUGCGGAGGCGGUUCGGGCGCUCGGGGAGGGGGCAGGAGUGGGCAGUCAGAGGGCCGACGGGCCACAAUCUCCUCGGCUCUGGAGCUGGAGGGGACGGUCAGCCAUGAGGGAGACCUGACUAACUUCAUCACCAAAAACCUGGAGCAGAAGAUCAAGAUGAGCUCCAAGCCGAGUCUGGACUGCAGCGACUCCGACUGUUCGGGUCCCAUCUACCGGAGUCGGGGGUUGUCCCGGAGACCGGCAGACAUCCCGCCGAUCGAUCCCGCCGUCCUCGUGGACCUUCAGAGACACACACAGGAAGUGGCGCAGAGUGUGGAGAUGAUGAUGCGGAGCCUCAACGGAACCAUCCAGAACAUGACGGCUCUGAGUGUCGGCUACAUCCAGACCUACAGAGACUCAGUGGACAGCCUGGGAGAGUCUGUGGACAUGAGUAUAAAGGGCAUGUACACACUGAUGGCUCGCUGCGAGGAGCUGGAUCGUUCCAUGCAGCCCAUACACACUCUGGCCGCGCAGAUCCGCGACAUCAAACGCACCCUGGACGCUCUGGAGGCGAUCUGCAAGUAACCCUCAGCAUGUCUGGUAGAAAAACACACCCCAGCUGCAGACAUCCAACAUCAAGCACAUAGUGAACGAGGCCGUCUGCAAGUAGCUCCACCCCUCCGCAGGUACCACACACACACCGCAGCGAAGAUUAAGUGCACCUCUCCGGGAGUCCUUGAAACAUUGCUACUAGGCAUGCUGGAGGAUUGGCGCUCAUAGUCCCUCGCUUGUUCAUUGUCUGAAGGCGACCAUGUUUGUGUUGUGACCAAACCAACUGCGCUUGAUUGGCUCUCGGGUCUGAGCUUUUCCUCCUCCCUUUUCUUUUAAAAGCCACGUCUCUUAUCACAUGUGUCAGAUCAACCUUUUCUGGAGACGCUUGAUCGAGUGCCCUGAACACACACACACACACACACACACACACACACACACACACACACACACACACACACACACACACACAGGAGGGAUCAUGUGUUGUUAUCCGUCCAGCCCGCUUGGUUCAGAUUGCACUAACCCGCCCUCCCCACACGGGGGCGAUGUUUCCCGCUUCGACCAGAACUAACUGCUCAGAAGACAGAGACUUUUGCACGGGAACAGAAAGUCUAUUUUUUAAUCUUAUGCAACGAAGAUCAGAUUCUUUCACUGUCGGCUGAAUGAAGGGAGGAGAAGUGUCACGUCUGUCUGUCUGUCUGUCUGUCUGUCUGUCUGUCUGCCUGUCUGUCUGUCUGUCUGUCUGUCAUGUUUAUUUAUUCAGUUUUCUCAGCUUGUGUGCUUUUUCAAGAACAAUGCUUCUCUGUCAUUGGGAGCUGAUUCUUCCACUGGAGCGUUUAAGCGUAAAUUAAAGCUACAGAAGAACAUCUGACACAGACGAGGAAAGUGAUUUAUUUAUUUAUUUUUAUUUAUUUUUUAGGUCAAAUCGAUGCACGGAGCUAGAUUUAAGAUUAGAGGCAACAAAGUGAUUUGAAAGUACAGAUACCAGUUCUUUAAAAUGAACAGACAGAGAGAAUCUGAGUGACAACUAUCUGAAAGGGACAGCUGUGGUUGUGUGAGGUGUUCAUGUUCAGGCGGUGUGUUUCCUGCAGUAGAUUCAGUUCAGAGCAGCAGGAGGACCGGCAGACGCCCAGUGAAACAAUCCAACAUCUGUUUAAAUGAAGCUUCAUGUAGAAGAUUUUACAUCUUCAUCUUCCCGUCAAAACAGAGUGAAGUUUAUCUCUUCCUGAUUCACUCAGCUGACCUGAGGCUGCGGCGUAUUACAGUGCGCUCUGUAGGUGCGCCUGUGCGUAGGAAUACAGUAGUUCAGUGGCUGAGAAAAUGUAGUGCCAAAGGAAAGUUCUGUUUCACCAGGAAGAUGAAGAUGAAAAUCUUCUACAUGAAGCUUCAUUUGAACAGAUGUUGGUUUGUUUCACUGGGCGUCUGUUAAAAGUGUUUAAACCAGGUGUUUUCUGCUGGCCCCGCCCACAGCAGCUCAUCACUCUGCUAGUGCACCUGUCCUCCUGCUGCUCCUCAAAACUGACUCUCCUGCAGGAAACACCGACUGAACAUGAACACCUCACACAACCCCACGACUCACAACCACAGCUGUCCCUUUAAGAUACUUGUCACUCAGAUUCUCUCUGUCCUUUAAUUUAAAAAAACUGGCAUUGAAAACGUUGAAAUCACUCGGCUGCCUCUAAUUUGAAAUCUGGCAUCGAUUCUCCCUAAAAAAAAAAAAUCACAUUUUGUGUCAGAUGUUCUUCUGCAGCUUCACAGCGGCUUUAAAUAUUUGAAAAGCUUCAGGUACUUUAGGAUUUGACUUUUAGAUGUCAUCAGAGGUGAAAACACCUGAUAUGCAAAUGACAGAUCGAUUCAGCCAACCUGCAGAUUUUUCAUGAAAUCUGAAGCCACUGAAAGUCGUUUCAUCUCCAGGCUUUUUUCAUUUCCAGCUGACAGACUGCUCAGUGUCGUUAAUUGGAUUGUGUUGCUUCAGUUUCCAUUCAGCCAGUUUAAAGGAAUAAUAUAUGUAUUAGAAGAGCUCAAUUUCAAAACGCAUUUUUAAUCCAUUCAGUUCUUCUCGGCACUUUGCUAGUGACUUUAAAUUAGCUGCUAAUCUUCAGCCGUUUAUGGAUGAGCUUGAGGUUUUGGCUGCGACUGUAGCUUUGACUCCUGUGAAAUGGUGGAUACCUGAAUUUGGCACCAAACUGUAUUUCCUCUGCAUUGACUACGUGUGUAUUUGAAUGUUGGGAAAUCUGUAAAUUAAACUCAGAUCUCUUGAAGUUUGCUUCUGAAAUUACACAACAGUGGAGUUGAUUUUGUUUACAUCACAAUGGAAACGAUUGAAGUUAAAUGUGGACGGAGUCGAGACGAAGCCUGUGGACGUCAACUAACGUGGACGUUGAGUAUUUAUUAGUUUGAAAGACACUGAACGACUGGAAGAUGAUACUGGAUGUGAUGAAGAGACUGUGCUACCUCUGUCACUGGUGGGUCGCCCUGUACUAGAUGUUCAUCCGUGGCCUGCUGACGGCAGGCAGCAUGUGGUUUGGCUUGAGUAGUGUCAGUGGUGUUGUCAUAUCUUUCUUCAGACCUGAUUUCAUCUGCAGAACGUUAUCAGAGCAAAGUCACGUGUUUUAAUCUUGAUGCUUAAAUCUGCUAUAAAAUGCAUCUUUUUCAAAGUGUCACCUUUGGUUGGACCUGCAGCAGCAGCAGCAGCAGCGUGACCGGUGUAAAGCAGAGGUUCACAGCCCCCUCCACCUCAGGGUCGCUGGGAAACCUCUACAAUCUUUACGUACCACAGCCGAGCCCGUAACAACAUGGAGGACGAUCGUGUCGUUCUCAGAACUUUUUGAUUCUCCACUUUUUGCCAUGGAUGAAUCAUCUAGUUCCUGUCACAGCGAGCCGCCUCAAUAUGAGGAAAAAUAGUUUGUAAACAUUUUUUAUAUUUUUUUAAAGAUCAUUUUGUUUCUAAACCAGACCAGGUUCUCAACCUGUGGCCCGGGGCCCACUGAUGGGCCACGGAUGUAUUGUGUGGGCCGACAAAUCAUUUACAAAACAGAACAAUUUUGGUGAAAAGAUGUAAAUAAAAAGAUAUAUUUGAUUAAUUAAUGUUUUGUUUUGAAACAAAAUAAUCUUUACAAAAUAUAUAUAUAUAUAUUAUGUAUAUAAUUUUUUCUGAUAUUGAGGUCUAUCACUGUGAUAACUCUUUCAUGUUGACGCCGGCCGGACCUCAUCACAUGCAUGCUGCUCUCUCAGUCUGGUUGAGCACUAAAUGAUCCUCCAAGACCAAAACUGCAGCGUGAAGAGACGCUCUGAGAACGACAUCAUCGUCCUCCAUGUUGUUACUGGUCGGAUGUGCGCCGCCAACAUUUUAGAGAUUUUCCCAGAGUGUCCCUGGGUUGGAGAAGGUUGUGAACCUCUGGUCUGAACUGUCUCUACACGCAGCUCUGCAGCUUUUAAUAAUGUGGUUUCACUACAACAGGAUCAGAUCACGUUACUGGCAGCACAUGUAACAUCUGCUCUUCGUCUCCUCGUCGCUCUCUUCAACCUUUUUGGAAAAAGUUUGUGAAACUUGUCGUCAGAGAGAGAAGCAUCAUUAAAACGCUCAUACUAAAGUUUAUAAUCCUCCUGGUUCCCCAGAUGAUUCUGAAAUUGACUCAAACAUGUGUGAGGCUGUAAAGAUGAAAUGAUCUUUUGCUAAUAAAGGUGCAAACGUCCAGAGAAGGGGACGUUUGUGUCGGUGGACUGUGGAGGAGAGGAGGGAUCCUCGACGUGGGAGAUGAGAGGAAAUUCAUUCUCUUGUUCAUAAUAUAUAUAAACGUACGACUCAAUCAGAUGCACCUGUGUACAUAUGAUCUCUUUCUGUAACUAAAAAUGAUUUAGAUACCCUUCGUCUUGAGUGUAUAUUUUAAUGAAAAAUAACAAAUAAAUUUACAUGAGCUGCAAAAACAAAA